GCAUAGUUGGAAUACAGAGCCCCAAAGGAUCAGAGUGCAGUCUGAAUUCUCUUCCUCUUUCUGACACACAGCCCCCUCCUGGAAUUAACACAGCUCCUGAGUGCCCUUCCAUCCUGACUUUCCUCUGCACCAGCUUGCUUCUCAGUUGACUUUGACUCAUGGAACCAACUGGGAAUUGGGACAAGCUCCCAACCAAUGACAGCAUCAACGAGAUCGUCCUCAAGAACAGCUCCAAUUCCAGCUCUCAGUUUACGGGAGUCCAGUUGAUCCAGUCCUUCAAACCCCUCAUCAUCCCCUGCUACGCCCUGGUGGUGCUGAUCGGCAUCUUCGGCAACUAUCUUCUCCUCUAUGUCAUCUGUAGGACCAAGAAGAUGCACAAUGUCACCAACUUCUUCAUCGGGAAUUUGGCUUUUUCAGACAUGCUGAUGUGUGCGACAUGUGUUCCUUUUACCCUGGCCUAUGCCUUCAACCCACAGGGCUGGAUCUUUGGGAAGUUCUUGUGUUACUUCGUGUUCCUAAUGCAGCCUAUGACAGUCUAUGUGUCUGUCUUCACCCUCACAGCGAUUGCUGUAGACAGGUACUAUGCCACGGUUCACCCACUGAAGAAACGCAUCUCGGUCACCACCUGUGUGUAUGUGGUAGGUGGAAUCUGGUUGCUAUCCUGCGCACUGGUGGCCCCCGCCAUCACCCACACCUAUCACGUGGAGUUCCAGAAGGAAGGAUUUGCCAUCUGUGAGGAGUUCUGGAUGGAGAAGGAAAAGGAGCGCCUGGCCUAUGCCUACAGCACCCUGAUCAUCACCUACAUCCUGCCCCUCUCAGCUGUCUCCCUCGCAUACAUCUGCAUCACAGUCAAGCUGAAGAACCGCGUGGUGCCCGGUCACCCAACGCAAAGCCAGGCAGAGUUUGACCGGGUGAGGAAGAGGAAGAUCUUCCGCCUCAUUGUGCUGGUGGUGGCUGCCUUUGGGAUCUGCUGGCUCCCCAUCCACGUCUUCAACAUCAUUCGUGACAUAGACAUCAAUCUCAUCAACAAGCACUACUUCCUGCUCAUCCAGCUGCUCUGCCACUGGUUCGCCAUGAGCUCCUCCUGCUGCAACCCCUUCCUCUACGCCUGGCUGCAUGACCGCUUCCGCAGUGAGCUGAAGAAGAUGUUCACCUUCAAGCAGAAAAUCAUCCCCACCAAUAACUGCGUAGCCGUGAGUGUGAUGCUCUGAGGCCCAGAAUCUGGGUUCUCUGCUUUCUGAUGGUCUCGCAUUUCUCUCACCCUUUGCAUCCCACACUGAUACACAGAAGAAUCAGCACACCCACCUCCUGAAAUGCAGGCUCCUCGCAGGUGGAAGGCUGUGACUAUUUAAGAGAAGUGAAUAAUGCUGUAUUCCACCGCAAUUGCAAUGGGAGUUUGGGAUUUUAAAUUACAGAAUUACAAUAUGCCCCAGCUCUUGCAAAAAGUGCCACCAGGUCUUUAAUAUGUGCAAAUCAUGGGGUCCUCAGGUUUCUGCCUCAUCUGCGCCAGCAGUGUCAUGUCCUUUAGAACGUGAUGAAGCUCAAUACUCGCUCAGAGGAAAGAGCACAGGGUAUCUCCCACAUCUGCAUGGUCCCCAGAUGUCACCCAUCCAAGAACUGAACUUUAAGAACCAGAGUGCUUUUUUAUCCAAAGCACAAUCAGCCUGGGGAACGCACCAACAUAAGGCAUCUUUGAGGUACAGACCAUAGCAGAUUUCAGAAUAAGGAUACCCAGAACACUAGACAGGACCAAAAUAUCAAAGGGAUACACACCAUCAUGCGUAAGCCAAGCACUAACUGCAGAGGGUCAGGAAGACAUUUUCCCAGGGACACUGUACUACAUAACUGUCCAUUGUGGGGGUUUACACUUUCCUCAGAACCUUCUAGUAUUGUCCACUGUGGCAGACAAGAUUGUGAACUAGUUGGAUCUCAGGUCUGGUCCGGUCUGGCAGUUCCUAUGUUUGUACAGUCUGCUUGCCAUGUUGGAUAUGAUACCAUCACAGCACAAAGCAGCAUGACUUCAGGGCAAUAGCCUGGGGAAAAGUGGAUUUGUGUCUAAUGGUGAUGGGAGAGUGGGUGUAUGUGAACAAAUACUGCACCAUAUUCAGCCCUGCAUAAAUUGGUGCACAACCCCCACCUCUCCUGAUUAAGUUAAAUAGGAAUUGAACUGCUCCUCCAUUCAGUGGGGGUGAAAGACUGACUUAUUGUGCAUAUUUCUUUCUUUCUUUCUUUCUUUCUUUCUUUCUUUCUUUCUUUCUUUCUUUCUUUCUUUCUUUCUUUAAACAGAAGAACGAUUUGGUUGGCCACUGAAGGGGCUGCUUAAGUCAAACAGAAGCUUGGGACAGUGAAGUAUAUGUACCAGUGUUUGGGGUUGCAAUGUAACUUUGUCAAAGCAUUCCUGUGUCUAAUACAAAACUCUUUCUUGCAUAUCUCAGAAUGAGUUUUGUUGGCUGGAAUCUGUAAUAGUACAAUAAAUAUAAAGGAAUAACUACUUCAAGAUUCCUCUCUCAAACACUGAGGUUAGAGGCAAUUUUCUUUUCCAAAGUGCAGAUGCUGCAGCCCUGAUGCCUGCUGGGAACAGAACUGCAGUGAGUGAGAUCCGAGUGAUGUGUAAUUGACAUGAUUCUAAUGAUUUCAUCCCUCACCUGCUGUUCGCUGAGCCGAUGUGUUUGAUGCCUAAUAAAGCAGUGCCAGAGACUUGAGAUUCUUUUUUCUCAUGACGACUCCAUCAAAGAGAGGGUUGUUUUCAUCCAGACAUCAGUGGAUCUGGAUAUGGGGGAGGAUGUUUCCCAAUGGCUAUAGAACAGGACGAACAGUUAGGACUCCUGGAUUCUGUUCCCAGCUUUGCUGCUGUGUGGCCUUGGCCUUGUCACUGCACCUCUCUGGGCCUCAGAUGUGGCUACUAAGGCUGCCCUAGCUCACAGGAGGGUUACAUUGGGGAUAUGAGUUUCCAGCUAUGGGGAAAUGUUUAUGCAAUGAGUGAGGAAGGAGAUGGUGUGUGUGUGUUUCUGUGUGUGUGAGAAAAGCCUCUUAUGUAGUCACUGUUCCAUUUCUUUCUCACUCUUUCCCUCUCCUCUUCCUGUCCCUUUGGCCCAGGGCCCAGUGAGGUUUAGCAGGUCCUUGACCCAGAUUUCCCACCUGCCCACCUUCUCUCUGCUCCUAGCCACAUUCAGAGGCUGGCCUGGAAAGAGUUUCACUACUUCACCCCAUUGCCCCUCUCCAGCCCUUAGUGCAGCUGUGGGAUUUUGGGGCAGGGAGGUAGAUUGGUACCUUGGGGAUUUUGUGAUUUUCUGUUGUGGCCUCUCUCCUUUGUGGAAUCAGCUCUGAUAAUCCCCUCUGACAAAGGGAUGCAGCAGGCUGACACUCAUGUCACCCAGCCAAAGAGCACUGUGCCACUGCCCUGUCACCCAGCUACCUAACAGCUAAUCAUCUACCACCCAUAAAAGACAAACACUGGCCUCAGAGAGCUCCCUGUUGAGGGACUCCACUUUAGCCCCUGCAACGCCAGGCCCAAUGGGUGCUCAGUAGCAGCACCCUAAGGUGCAUUGCCCGGAGUGUGUUCUGUAGGGUCCCAAAAUGCGACCCCUUGUUGCCCCACUCUGUGUAACUUCAGGGGGAAGUCUGGGGAGAUCAGCUGCAGAUUUCUACAGUUGUGAUGUGAUAAAGCCAAGCUGAUGUGGUGGCUGUGCUGUAUGCAUCUAUUUUGAUUGGAUAAAUACAUAUGCAGAGUUGAUGUGGCCCACAGGACCCUGACAAGAUGCCAGCAUGGAUCUCAGUGUCAGUCACGAUUUGGGCAGAUCGAAUUCCUUCAGGCUUGUGCCAGCCUGUAGGAUACUGGCAAGGAUGCAGCAGAAUUAGGGUGACCAGACAGCAAACGUGUUAUAAGAAAAAGACCCCAAAAUCGGGAUUGUCCCUAUAAAAUCAGGACAUCUGGUCACCCUAAGCAGAAUCAAUGUGUUUCUCACAUACUUCAUUUCCCAUUUAUGAAGAGGAGGAGGAAGCAGAAGAAAGAGGAGGGAGGGAGGAAAAGAAGCCAAAGA
Messenger RNA from Dermochelys coriacea (leatherback sea turtle), 4040 nucleotides. Its product is annotated as prolactin-releasing peptide receptor-like. Gene Ontology annotation, biological process: G protein-coupled receptor signaling pathway. Gene Ontology annotation, molecular function: neuropeptide binding; neuropeptide Y receptor activity. The record is from RefSeq and is a predicted model, not a curated record. Lineage: Eukaryota; Metazoa; Chordata; Testudines; Dermochelyidae. Bases 159 to 1211 code for a protein of 350 amino acids. The transcript has 3 exons. Gene Ontology annotation, cellular component: neuron projection; plasma membrane.